AUGGCUGCUAAGUUCUUCGAAGACCUCUGGGAGUCCAUCUUCACCCCGGGCCCCACACCGACUCUCCUCAUCGCAACCAACGCCUCCUUUGCUGCCCUCCAGCUGCUCUUCUUCGCGCUCUUCCUAGGCACAUACAGCAUUCACUUUGUGAUUCUGUCCUUCCUUACCGGCGGUCUCUGGUACGGAAUCAACUGGUUUGCCUCCGAGAUCCGGAUAGCGCAAAAAGCAGAAGAGGAGGCCAAGCGCAUUCGCGCAGAGAGGCGCGGAAGCCAGAGAGACGCAUCUGGCGACGGAGAGCAAGCAGAUAUCGACACGGGGGAUGACACGGAAGUCGAUGUGAAGGAAGAGGUUCAGAAGCAGAGUGAGGGGCUAGCCAAGAGCGAGAAGAAGCGUGGUCCCAGGCCGGGGACAGAGAGCACGGUAUUUGUCGAACGGCCGAAUGAGCGGGAAAACACCCCCCAGGCUGUCCCCGCGAGCGCAUCUGGAGGAGGCCCAGUAGGAGCUAGCACCACUGGCGCGUCAACUCAGCUGGCACCGCUGGUGAACGAUGCGCUGAAGCAGAGGAAAGGAGGCCUGGGGGAGAGCACUGGUGACCUGAGCACGGAUAGCGAGUGGGACAAGCUCUCUGAAGAUUCGGAGGAGCGGUGA
This is a messenger RNA of Ascochyta rabiei, 648 nucleotides long. RefSeq names its product Ubiquitinyl hydrolase 1. The transcript has a single exon. Bases 1 to 648 code for a protein of 215 amino acids. The record is from RefSeq and is a predicted model, not a curated record. Gene Ontology annotation, cellular component: endoplasmic reticulum membrane. NCBI's taxonomy places the organism in Eukaryota, Fungi, Ascomycota, Dothideomycetes, Pleosporales, Didymellaceae. Gene Ontology annotation, biological process: vacuolar proton-transporting V-type ATPase complex assembly.